UAAAGAGAACAGUGAUAAUCAAGAAGGACGAGCCCACACUCCCCAAUUUAAAAUCAAAAGCUGAAAUUGUUACUGAAAAAGCACAAACCCAUCAUCACUCUCCCACCCUUUUCUCUUUGUUGGGGUCUGUUUGUUCCUUCUUUAAGACGGUUCAUAAUAUAUGAUUUGGAUUCUCUCAUCAUUCCCACCUCUUAAAUCUCCUUUCUUUUCAUGCUUUACAGUUUACAUCACCACCUACAAAACUAUCUCUUUUAUCAUCUCUUCUCUUCUCUUCUUAGGGUUUGUUCCCACAAAUCUUGAUCCACAUUCUUGCUUUCUUGUCAUUUUAGGUCUUGUUUUGCAUUCAGUUUCUUGAAAUUUUUUGUGGGUUCUUAUCUUUUUGGGUUAAUUUGCAUUCAGUUUCUUGAAAUGUUGUAAAUUUCUUGGAAAUCUUUGUGGGUUAAUUUUCUUGAAAUGUUGUAAAUUUCUUCGAAUUUUUUUGUGGGUUUCUAUCUUUUUGGGCUAAUUUGCAUUCAGUUUCCUGAAAUGUUGAAAAUUUGUUAGAAAGUUGUUAUCUUUUUGGGUUAAUUUGCAAUCAGUUUCUUGAAAUCUUGUAAAUUUCUUAAUAUUUUUUUGUGGGUUCCUAUCUUUUUAGGUUAAUUUGCGUUCAGUGUCUUGAAAUGCUGAAAAUUUCUUGUAAACUUUUGUGGGUUCUAAUCUUUUCGGAUUAAUUAAGGUCUGAAGAUUCAUAAAAUGGCAGAAACUAGAGUUAAAAAGGUGGAACAAGGGCAAACAAAGAUCAGAAAUGUACCAAUUGCAGUAACCCCUGAAGGAUUCUGGUGUUGUCCUUCACCUGUUAUGUUUCAAAAAACCCUAAAAACACAACACCCUUUAAACAAACCAAGAUCAUCAUCAUCCCCACCUACCAAAACCCCUUCUGAUCACAAAAAACACUCACAAGAACUUGACAAGAAAUCAUCAUCACGUGCAUCAUCAAAGUCAGAAACUGUUGUUACUGAUGAUCAAAGGAAAAACGGGUCCAGUUUCGGGUUCGAACAACAACAACAACAACCGGUUGUUGGUGCAGCUGAAAGAACAACAGCUGUAAGGCCACAGACCACUGAAAACUUGCCAAGAAAGGUGUCUAUUGAGUUUGGUGAAGCUGGAACAGGGGAUUUGAAAGUUGUGUUGUUUGGUAAACAAGGGUUUAUUGUGAAGUUGAGUGUUCAUAAAAGUGUUGUUGAAGAGAAUAGUACUUUUUUCGCUCACAAGUUGUUGGCGCAACAUCCGACUUUUCAUUGUAUUGAGAUUGAUGAGUGUGAGGAUGUCGAAACAUAUGUUGAGACUGUUGGGUUGAUGUAUUGUAAGGAUUUGAAGCAGAGGUUGAUCAAGCAAAGUGUUUCGCGGGUGCUUCGAAUUCUUAAGGUGGCAGAGCAACUCGGGUUCAAGACAUGCAUGGAAUCAUGCUUAGAUUUUCUGGAGGCGGUCCCGUGGGUAGGAGAGGAAGAAGAAGAACGGGUCGUGUCCUCUGUUUUACGUCUUCAAAGCGAAGGAAUCGGGGUUAGCCCGAUUCUAAAACGGGUCGCUUCAGAUGUUUCCAAACCCGCUAAAGACACCCUCUCUCAUGUCCUCCAACUUGUCCUCAAAAGCAAUGAAGAAAAAGGACGCCGCGAAAUGAAAUCAAUCGUCUUAAAACUCUUGAGAGAAAAUAAUAACAAGUCUGGUCCAAACGUGAGCUCGUUAACCUCGGUUGACAUAUGUAACGACACCAUUUACGCCUCGUGUACAACCUGUUUGGGUUCGUUGUUGGUUUUGUUCCGACAAGUGGCCCAACCCGAGUUUACACAACAACCAAUUGAGGUCAAAGACCCCGUGGUCAAACAAAUGGUUUUAGAAGCCGAUAACCUUUCAUGGUUACUUGAUAUAUUAGCCGAUAGACACGCAGCCGACGAGUAUGCCGUCAUGUGGGCUAGCCAGCAAGAGCUAGCCGGGCUACACCCUCGUGUCCCAAUAGUGAACCGCCACCACAUUAGCUGUAUAACCGCAAGGUUAUUUGUUGGGAUAGGAAGAGGCGAAAUUUUAUCGAGUAAAGACACCCGUCAUUUGUUGUUAAAGACCUGGUUACAGCCUUUGAUUGACGAUUACAGCUGGCUACAACACGGGUGCAAGUCGUUUGAUCGAAAGGUUGUGGAGGAAGGGAUCGGGAGGACUAUAUUAACACUCCCACUCGAGGAUCAGCAGAUUGUUAUGCUCGGGUGGUUGAGUAGUUUCUUGAAAGCGGGUGAUAACUGCCCGAAUCUUCAAAAAGCAUUCGAGGUUUGGUGGCGUAGGACGUUUGUUAGACCGUACACAGAACAAAGCAACUCGCAGCCGUUGGAUUAACUUGUUUGCCGCUCAGGAUCGACCGGAUGUGUAAUCGUGUGGAUUUCGUUUAUGGAUUUGUGUUUUAAGAAUUGGGAUGUUACUAAUCGACGUUUUUAAUAAUCGUAUAUCGUAUAUGUAACUUAUAUGUAUGUAUAUACUUUAUAAAUUUGAGACAUGGGAUCUAAACAUAUGACCAACAUGGAACAUGGUCCAAUUUGUGACA
Messenger RNA from Helianthus annuus (common sunflower), 2566 nucleotides. Its product is annotated as BTB/POZ domain-containing protein At3g50780. The transcript has 2 exons. The record is from RefSeq and is a predicted model, not a curated record. NCBI's taxonomy places the organism in Eukaryota, Viridiplantae, Streptophyta, Magnoliopsida, Asterales, Asteraceae. Bases 733 to 2361 code for a protein of 542 amino acids.